AUUUUAGAGUUCAUUUAUAUCAAUACCUGUGUCAGGAUGGCUAAAAUAACUUGUUAAAAAUUAAUUGUCCUGCGGGAUAUUUAAUUAAAAUAUAGGAAUUAAAUCAUUAUGUUACAGUUGCAAAAUAGAUCAGUGAGACAAAAUAUACAGGGUCCAGAAACAGUCUCAAAAUGAGAAUUUUUGUCAUUGAUAAAAGUGACAUUUCAGAUCAGUUGAGAAAACAGUGGAUUGUUCAGUGAAAUGGUUUUUGGUCAGCUAGCUAUUUAGUACUCCAAAAUAGAUUCCAAAUGAGUUAAGUAACUAAGCAGAUAAAACAGCAUUAAAGUACCAGAAACAUAACUUUGAAGGCAUGAUUCUAGAAGUAGCAAGGAAAGGGUCCAUUGGUUUGACAUUUAAAAAGACUCAAAAUUUCCUAAGGGCAAAGACCACCAAAAGCAAUAUGAAAAGACAAAUGAUAAACUGGGGAAGAUAUUGACAGUGUAUAUAAGGGACAGAGAAUUAGGGUUUUUACUAGAGAUCUUAAAAUCAAGGUAAAUAAACCUAAUGAAAAGUUGCAAAGAUCAUUAAGAUGGAAUUCACCCACAAUGCAAGUUGAGACCAUUUACUUUAUUUUGCCUAUCAUUGCUACAGAUUAAACAGAUUACUACUACCCAAUGUCCCUGGUGGGAGGGUGUGUUGAUAAAGCUUUUCUGCAGGCCAAUUUGUUGAUACAUACAUGUUAGGAUCUUAAAUGCACAUCUUUUGACUAGAAAUUCCUCUUUGAAUAUACUGCAGGGAAAUAAUUGGAUAAAUGUGCAAAAAAUCUUUUACUUGUAAAGAUCAGGUUGCAAAUGUAUGCGUAGCAUGCUAGAAUUUUAUAAAGCACAUAUAACUAUGUCUACAUAUGUGUCCUGGUUGAUGAAGACAGUUGUUUUUUUUUUUAAUUUAAAAAUUUUUUUUAUUUGUGAGAGUGUGGGGAAGGAGCGCAGGGGUGUGUGGGAGGAGAAGAGAGAGAGGGGCAAAGCAGACUCUAAGCAGAGUGAGGAUCCUGACUUGGGGCUUGAUCUCAUGACCCUGAGAUCAUGACCUGAGCUGAAACCAAGAGUUGGAUGCUUAACCGACUGAGCCACUCAGGCACCCCUGAUUAAGACAGUGUUAAUGUAUAUACCAGCAAGGUUGAAAGUGGUUCUAGGAGUGAUUUCAAUUUUCUUCUUACAGUUUAGAAAGAACAGACGUUUCUGUAGUGGAGUGCUUAUCCUUUUUAAUAAUCAGAGUGGAAACAGUGAAGCUCUUUUUAAGGGAGGCAGUGGAGGGAAGAUGAAGAUGGGAACAGAGGCCUUGGUUUUAGGGACCCCAGGUCUGCCAUGCCUUGUGGCCCUUCUCAGGGGGCUUGCAAGUAAGUGGAACCUGAGUGUUGGCUCUCUUGGGACCUGCCACACUUGGGGUUCCUUCUUACCAAACUGGAUGUAGUCUUCAUGGCAUAUGAAGUUCUGUGCCAACGUCAUUGGCAAGGACCUUAUAGAGCUCUUUAUUUGUAUCAGUGGCACCAUAUCAAAGCUGCCAAGAGUCUUUGUGCUCCACGUGUUCCAAGACAGCCUGUGCUUUAGGCCUGAUGACUCCAGGGUCAUCUGUGAUGCCAGAGUAUGGUGUGAGGUGAGGCGGGAAGACUUCUUCCACCGCUUUCACGUGGAAGAUGUUUCAGAAGAAUUGAAGGAGAUUUAUUUAGAGCUGACGUCUGAGCAUUUGUUCAGAACAGCGAGCAGCACAGGGAAUGCCUCUACAUUGAAACCCCAGUUGACCAACAAGUGGCGUCCCCACCUCACUGUGUCUGUGGAGCUGCCAUUGCCCACAGGUUGGACUCCUGUGGUGAUACUUGAUCCAUUUGAUGGGCCCGUAAGGGUACUUCCCCCAACAGCAUGGGGAGAUUUCCCAGAGCCCGGUUUGGAAGCCUGUGAUGUUAGUGUUAAUCUUCUGUCUUUGAAGACUCCGAAGGGCAGCGUAGAAAGGAUAGCAAAAUUGGGCGAUCAAAUGCUGGUCGAAGCAAAUCUAAAUGGCAAAAUGAACUUGAGUAUAGAAACUGAUGUCGUGUCUAUAAGUUAUUUUAACAAUCUUGGAAAUCCUCCAAAGUCUGCCCAGGAUAUGCCUCAAGACAGAAACCUGGAGAACAUGGUGCAAGUGCUGGUAGAGAGUAGGAAGCUUCUGCAGUUUUUCGAGGGACAGCAAAUAAAUCCUGUGACAGCCUUAUGCAAUGUUUUGAGCAAUACCCAUCUUGUUUUGGUUCAUGAAGAUGUCUCUCUUCAGUGUUUCAUUCCUGCCUAUAAAAAUUCAAGCAGCCUGUAUUUUUUUUUUUUUAAAAGCUUACGGUCUUUUCAAAACUGAAACAGACCCUGAAUUAAUUGGCUUGCAAGUCUGCACCCUCACUUGCCUAUAUAGAAUGUAUAUUUUGCCGAGCUCUUCUUCCUUUGCAAAGCUUUUAUUAAAAAACUCAUUGGUGAAAGAAUUGGAUAGUUCAUUUUUAUGUUUAUUGACUUUGUGCAUUUUUUUUCAUACUUUUUAAGAUGCCAACAAGAGAAAAAGACAUUCUACUUUAACUUUUUUGGGGAAAAAGGAUUGUAACAAAAUCAAAACUCUGAAUUUCUGAAACAUCAGAUCAGUUUUUGUUAUAAAAUGCUACUGUGUGAAAUGGGAACUUCAUUCUUUUAAAACAAGUAUAAUUUUUUGAGGGAUUUUUCUUAAUUUAGAGAGCUUAAUAUGCUAUCUGAAAAAUAUAAGGUAUUUAGCAUUUGUGCAUAUUGCAUAGUUUUUGUUAAGCUGUAUUUUGUCAAAGUAUGUAUUAGCUUAUAUUCAUGGUUUUAGAUCUGUCAUCUACAGAGCUCGAAUUGGUUGCUAGGUUCACUAAUAAUACAUCUUAGUCACAAGGAUUCAAGUAAAUAGUCAAUUUAUGUGGACUAAGAUUUGUCUUAUGGGUAACUUUUAUAUAAACCAAGUUUCCAUUUUUUCCUGAUAGUAUUGUGUUAUUCUGUUUAGAAAAUGAUUCUUAAUGUUUUAUUAUUUUGAGAAGAGGAAGAAGGGGUUAUAAAGGACUGGUGCAGUGAUUAAAUGGAAGGUUCAUAUUCUCUCAUAGUAAAUUUUAGUUUUUUAAUGGCUUAUGCAAUAAGUGGAGCCAUUAACUUGGCAGACUCAGUAAAUUCUCAUGACUACAUUUUAAUCAGUAAUGAAUAAUUUCCUACUAGAUUUGGUGAUAAAAUGCUUAAAUUUGCUAAUUUGUUUUGCUGAUUUCUAAAUUCCAUUCAUGGUGUUAUGGAAAGAACACAGAAACAUGAGACCUAGGCAAGUCACUUGAAUUCUGGCUCUUUAAGAUCUCUUUCAGCUUGAAUAGAUUCCAUUUUAGUACUCUGAGGGUUUCAAUAUAGGAAGAUUAAACAGUUAUUUUCAAAAGUAUUUCAAACAUAUUCUAAAAUUAGUAAUACAUAACUAUUUCAGAAUUAUAGCUUGUUUUCUUUCUAACUUCUGAGUUACACACAAUUGCUUUGUGAAUAUUUUCAAAGCUGUUUGUAAAGUUGUUUUUUUAAAAGUGAUUUUUGAUGUUUUAAAAAUCCCCUGCCCUCAUCAGCAUUUUUGUACUCUUUAAAUGAAAGGUGGAAAUGCAAAACAAAUACUUUAACUCAGUGAGAAAAUUAUAAGAUAUGCAGACUUUUUUUUUUCUGUGUGUAAUAUAAAUGUAAUAUAAAAAAAUGACUUAACCAUGCUUGUUUCUAGUAUCUUUUCCAAUUUUUCUUUGGUUUAUUAAUUAAAUGAGAAUUUUCAAGCUGUAGUAAAAGUCUGCCUUUUUACCUAUUUCAUCACUUCUUGUCUCCUUCCUUCCCUCAGUCUUUCUCUUCCUUUGUCUCUUUGUCUCUGUUUCUGUUUCUAUUCUCUAUAUUAAAUAAAACCAGGGAGAUAAGAAAACCUGUGGUUUGUUUUGGAAAAUAAAUAAUUGUGCAUUUUAAUCUAUGGUGAGUUAUUAUAAUGGUUAACUUUUAAUAAUUCAUUAACAGAAAGUCACUAUAAAAGUUUUGUAGCCUGGUCUUUGAAAUGUAACUUUGGAAAAUGAGAGGGGUUAUUUACUCCUCUACUUAACCUACAGAUAUGUUGUUAUUAAAAAAAAUUAAUGGGCCUUCUUAUACUGUAAUAUCUAAAUAUAAGAUCUUAAAGAUUCAGAUUCCUUUAAUGAUCUAGUAAAAAUUGUUUAUAAUGAAUACAAAAAUUUUAAAAUAAUAACGUGUUCUUAUUAUAGUUUAGCUUAAUUGUGAAAAGCUACGGACUGCCAGUUUCUAGUCUUACAUUAGUAAUUGAAUUUAAAAGCCUGGUGUUUUAAGUAAGAUUCUCAUGGAAUCAAGAAUUAUAAGGGCUGUAGGGACGUUCUCAUCUAAACACCUUAUUUAUAGAUGAGAAAACUCAGAGAGCAUAAAAGUAACUAAGGGUUUUUAAUUGUUAAUGCCAGAACCCAUUUUAGAACCCAGAUCUCCAAACUUUAUUUAUAGAUGUAAAGUUUUUGUAAAGCUUGGUCUGUCAAGACUUAAUUCAGAGACUUACAGCUUGGAUAUACUUUUGUUUAUUAAAAUAAAUCUAGAUCACCAUGCAAAUCUAUCACUUACCUGAAAAGAUAAAAUUUAAAUGAAAAAAGUCCAAAACAUGUUAUAAGCCUUUGUCAUAUCAUCCUUUUGUGAAGAUAUCCUUUGUUCUUGCAGGUAGGAAGGAAUUUAUUUGCCACAAAAUGAUAAUUCCCUGGAGACCAAAAUCUCACAUUUAAAAAUCAAAGCAUCAAGUUUAGAAAUUAUUUCAGCUUCUAUUUCUUUUUUUUUUAGAGAAACACUACUAAGAAGCAAGAAAACAUGCCUUUAUGUUUCCCUGUAUCUUCAGAAAAUAAAUCACUGAUGAAAUGUAUUAAAAGUGCUUCCUUAUAUCCAUAAAUGUGUAGUUUUUAUUGUCUCCCUAAAUAUCAUUUGCUAAAAACUGUACUGGCUUAUUUAUAUGACACACUUGUACUAUUUUUUAUUCUACUACUAAAAAGGUCGCUUAUAAGUAUACUAUGAGUGAUACAUACUAACUUAUGUAUAAGUGUACUAUACCAAUAUCAAAAGAGAUCAGGCAAGUAUUUAUUAGCAGUUAAUUUCAGUAAAGGUCCUCCUAGUUUUGUUUAUCCCCACAUAGGUCUAGGUAGUUGAAAAAUGCUUCAAAAAUUAAUAAGAGUCUGGAGACACAUCAGAAUUAAGAUUCCUUUUUACGCAAACUCGUAACCCUGUUUGGUAACUGACAGGAUAUGGUAUACAUAGUUCUUAGGCUAAGAGUCAGUAUAUCAUAAUUUGCAGCCCAUCUACAUAUACCUGUGAAUAUAUGAAAUUCCAAAUAGGUACUCCAGUACUGUCAACCUUUAUCAUUUGCCCAUUUGUGUCGUUUAAUACUGUGUUUAUUAUUAGUGUACUUGUGCGAGGAUAUUCCCUAAUAAAAGUGGCUUAUUUUGUAUCUGCAAUUAUUUUCCUUAUGUGAGUAAUAAUAGCUACUUUACUUCUUGUUUCUAUCAUUCUGCUUUCAAAAGAUGAAAUUAGCUUGUGAUGUGUGUACUUUUAAGGCAGAUUUAUUCACUUUAUUCCUUACCUCUUUAAUGAUCUUAAAUGGCUGUGUAAUAUAAAGACUAUAUUUUUUUAAUUAAAUAAGGUUUAUGACAGGUAAAGUCAAACUUUUGUUAACCUCUGCUUAGUAUAUUUACAUAAGAAAGACCUUAGGACAAAGUUUCAAAGACUGUUGGUUUAUUGCAUUUGGAAAAUCUUUGCGAGACAAAUUUGUAGGCCCUUAAAGACAACUUAUAGAUGAAAAUUUUCCUUUAAAAAUAUCCCUAUUAGUCUGGCAUGGGUUGUGAAACUGAAAAUGUUCAGAAAUUGUUUUCUUAAGGCUUAGACUCUUUCCUCAGAGUGAUUUAUUUGUGAUGCUACACAUAACAUAAAGUAGGGUAUUUCUAAUUGGACGUGGGUUGAAAAGAGACAUUUCUUUCCAUAAUUCAUUCCACAAGUAAUUACUGAGUACACACUACUAGGCACUGUUGUGUGUGUUUUGGACAUUGUAGUGUAAAAAGUAGAUAUUCUUAUAUUUCUAAAUUAAAUGGCUUAACGGGCUUCCUGAGAUAAUGGUUUGCCUAUGUUUGGGGACAUACCAUUAGUUUUUACAUAUGAACCGAUAUAAUGAAUGCUGGAUUUUCAGCUGCCUCUGAUUUCUAUGUCUGGAACACAGCUGUAUUCCUCAAUCAUAAGUAAGAAAAUAGAUCAUACUUUUUGAUUCAUGACUAUCAGUUGUGGCCCAGACAUUACCUAUUGUUACCAGACAUUACUUUGUUUUAUUUGGACAAACUUUGAGGGUAAUAUAGUUAAGAUCAUGAUCAUCCCCUCAAAAUGGAUUCGAAAUACCAGGAGUAGAUCGGAAAUACCCUGUCCUAGUUUUUUUGAGGUUGUUGUUUUGUUUUUUAAGCUAAAGGUAUUCUAAUUUCAAUGCUGUUUCACAUCAGGAUGAGCAUUCCUCAGUCACAUAGGAAACAACUAAGGUUCUCACAAUGUGGGCUAUCAGAUAUAAAAAUGACCUCAUAGUAUGUAGGGUGGUAUAAAGGGAAGAGUGAUAAUUAGACUUCUGUGUGUCAGGAAACCAAGGAUCUAGUCUGUUUUAUAAAUAAUUAGGUGUGUGACCUUGAAAAAAUCAUUUAACAUCUCUGGGUUACAGUUUCUUCAGAUGAGGAAUCUAGACAUUAAUUGGAUCAAGUCUCAUGGCUUUGAUUCUGUGGAAUACUGGCAUGUCCCUCCACGGGUAAUCAGCACCACCAUGUGAAGGGUAGCUGACAGUUUAAUAUUUUAUUGAUCACCUUUCCAGUAAUAUUAAUGUCAGUGGUAAUUUGUAUGUUUUCACCCUACUCUUUUUCUGGAAAUGAGAUUUGUAGAAUAUUUCUGCUUAAAAAUUUAUUCUUUAUGUGAACUAGACCAGAUUCUGAAAUAAUCAGUUGAAGCUACAGGCUUAUCUGUUUUAUAGUCUAAUACUGCAGACAGGGAUUAAUAUAUAUUAUUAAAUCACCACUCAGUGGUGGUCUGAUUUUCCAUGCCAGUUGAAUGAAGCAUUUUCCUUUGUCAAGAACUGUAGACAUUAAUCAAUGAGGCAGCUUAAUUACCCAUUCUUUCUUUAGUGUUUGUUUUCCCUGCAGUGUUAUGGUAUCUCUGGGGCAAUAUAAUUUCUGUUUAUUAAAGCAGUUGUCAGAACUUUGUGUUGAAAUAUGUCUUUGCUUUCUUAAAUGUUUUUAUUAAUGUGUGUUACCUUACUGGA
Messenger RNA from Ailuropoda melanoleuca (giant panda), 7317 nucleotides. It is a transcript of the gene HUS1B, whose product is annotated as HUS1 checkpoint clamp component B. Gene Ontology annotation, biological process: meiotic DNA integrity checkpoint signaling; telomere maintenance; mitotic intra-S DNA damage checkpoint signaling. The record is from RefSeq and is a predicted model, not a curated record. Gene Ontology annotation, cellular component: checkpoint clamp complex; nucleolus; site of double-strand break. NCBI's taxonomy places the organism in Eukaryota, Metazoa, Chordata, Mammalia, Carnivora, Ursidae.